AUGGCAGCCGUACAAUUGAACUUCACACUCAGGACCUCGUCCAACUGCAAGACAGUCCACCUCAUCGGUUCAUGGGACAGCUACAAGAGUCAACUUCCUCUUUCCAAGGACUCUGCGAAACAAGGUGGCUGGAAAGGUACAUUCAGAUUCCAGGGCUCGACACUGAAGCCUGGCUCGAGAUAUUGGUACUACGUAUGUCAUCUCAUCACGCUUACUCACAGUUCAAGUCCUGACAGAAACAAAACAGNNUACAUCAUCGACGGCUACCACGUUUCCCACGACCCAGCCCGCGAAUCCACCACCGAGCCCACCACAGGUCGCAAACUCAACAUCCUCGACAUUCCCUCUGCAAAGUCGUCAACAGCGCCCUCUGCCCCAGCACCAUCUUCAAAGUCCCACAGCCACAGCAAGCACACCCGCCGCACCAGCGAACACAUCCCCAAAGGCCGCUCCUUGUCGCCCUCGCAAAUCAAGUGUCCGCGCCCCAAUCGCCCCCACGAGACCCGCACCAUCACUCGCGAACAGUACAAUGCGUCUUCUGUGGAUCGCCUUGCCAGCCGUCUCGGCAACACGCAACUCGACUCUGAUUCCGACAGCGAGAGUGACUCCGACAGCGAUGUGCCGUCGCUUACUUCGUCGCGCAGCAGUGCUUCCUCUUCGCCGUCGUCUGCGAGCGCGACAUCGAGGUCUUCGUCUACGAGUGCUUGCACCUGCAAUCGCUUCGGCAUCACCAGAUCUGGUGCGAGAGUCAAGCUCGACUGUGGCGGUGACGUUUGCGGAUAUGGUGAAGGCAGUGAUUGUUCCUCUGAGAGCGAAGACGAAAAGAAAUACCGUACCCGCACGACCAGACGCCAGGGUAUGAUUGUGCGUCGUUGA
Molecule: messenger RNA, 876 nt
Organism: Aureobasidium uvarum
Lineage: Eukaryota; Fungi; Ascomycota; Dothideomycetes; Dothideales; Saccotheciaceae
Source: the annotation of a GenBank genome assembly